This is a messenger RNA of Guillardia theta CCMP2712, 1113 nucleotides long. RefSeq lists its product as hypothetical. The transcript is spliced from 2 exons. The record is from RefSeq and is a predicted model, not a curated record. The coding region runs from base 1 to 1113 and encodes 370 amino acids. Lineage: Eukaryota; Cryptophyceae; Pyrenomonadales; Geminigeraceae.
AUGAAUGCGAUUUCUGCCUUCAACUAUGUCGGCGGAAGCAACCAACCCCGAGAACUCGAGAUGCUGAGGGACUUCAGCAAGUGCCUCCUUCCAACUGUGCGGGUCAACAGCCAGCUGCCAACAACUCAGAGCUCGAAUCCUCUGCUGGGUGCCUCAGCAAACGCAAACAUGUUCAUUCCCAACGCAAAGCCUGGUUACGGCCCUUUUCAGAUCAGCCAACUUUCCCCUCCUCAAGACUGUAGUCCUGCUCACGGCACUGGUUUGACCUCUUACGGCGCGUCCGCCAGUGCCGAGGCCUCGUUUCAAGGCUUGCUCAAGGCAAACAAUGCCAAGGCGAUCCUGACGCAGGUUGAGCAGAUCAACGACCUUAUCAAGACGUUGGAGCAGAAGCGAAGCUUGCUCUUGCAGUCCCUAUCCGAGGCCUCAACCCCGCAACCCGCCAUCGCGAUGUUCGGUCAGGGGGGCUAUCAAAACGCUUUAACGGACAUGUUCUCGUCCGGCUUCCUCCACGGCAAUCAGAUCCAUCCGCUAGGCUCGACGUCUCUGCAGACGAACGUCGGACAAGCACGACCUGAUUACAACGACUCAAGCUUGAUUCAAAACAUCCCUCACCUUCAGCCUUCCUGUCAUCAGGACCAUCCAGCGGUCAAGUCUGAGCCGCCAACGUCAAUUGCAAAGAGCGAGGCUCACGUCUCAUGUGAUCUGCCAUCAUCUGCAGCCAAACGGAAACAUAGCAGCGACUCCGAUGAGGAGGGACCUGGGAGCAGCAAGCGGCACGAGUCCAACCUCCCCGGCAAGAUCGUCCUCACCGCUGAGACUGCCUGCGAGAUCUACGCCAUGAGGCCCUCCCGCUCCGACGACAGCAAGGGGGAGGCGCGUGCCAAGAGCCACAGCGCGGAGAUCGCUCGCAAGUAUGGAGUGACGGCCAAGACGAUAAGAGACAUAUGGAACCGCAGCACGUGGAGCAAGGCGACGCGGAAGCUCUGGACCGAGGAGGAGACGAGGAUCUACCACCACAACAAGCUGACCAGACACCACAAGCUGCUGGUGCAGACUAUCAAGGAGCAAGGUGAUGUGCAGACGCGGGGGGGAGGAGGGUUGGGAUUGCGAUAA